Musa acuminata AAA Group (dessert banana) is the source of this 495-nucleotide messenger RNA. Its product is annotated as salt stress-induced protein-like. The coding region runs from base 1 to 495 and encodes 164 amino acids. The record is from RefSeq and is a predicted model, not a curated record. The transcript is spliced from 2 exons. Lineage: Eukaryota; Viridiplantae; Streptophyta; Magnoliopsida; Zingiberales; Musaceae.
AUGGUACUAAUUUGGUGGUGGUUUCGUUGCUGGCGGCCGGUGCGGUUGCAGGCGGGCGUGCUCCAGCAAGGACCAUGGGGUGGCAACGGCGGCAAAACCUGGAAUAUGAGACAGGCGGAUCACAUUAGCAACGUCAAAAUUCAUUACAACGAUGCCGUAUUCGCGUUUGACUUCACCUUCACCGUCGACGGCAAGAAGAAGACCAUCCACGUCGGAGGUGAUGCACCCCAGUACAAUGAGAUUACUCUAGAGGAGGACGAAUACUUCACUUUCAUCUCUGGACAUUUCAAGACGAUGUGGACGACAGACGUUUUCAUAACACAACUUACCCUUGAGACCAACAAGGGCAAUUCUGUGAGCGCCGGCAAUUCGAUUGGCAGUCAUUUCUCCCUAAAUCUAGAGGAUGAGGGUAAGAUUCUAGGCUUCUUCGGACGUGAAGGUUCUACCAUCGAUGCCAUCGAGGCAAUCGGAGUUUACUGCACUAUACCAAAUUAA